GUACAGGUCCCUCUAGAUCCAGGGCCACUUGGCAAUGUCUGAGACAUUUUUGGUUGUAACAGCUAGGGUGAAGAGCACUGCCAGCAUCUAGUGGGUGGAGCCAGGAAUGCUGCCAUCCAUCCUGUGAUGCACAGGUCAGCUGCCCACAACAAGGAACCCUGCAACUCCAACAUCCGUAGUACUGAGGUUGAGGGACCCUGCUCUUCAUUCAUCUUAGAGUUUCCCAAAAAGCCCAACACCACAGUGAUACGGUUGCCACCAGUGGGGAGCUUCAGUGUAAUCUCAGCAACUUUUAAAAUCAAGCCGGACGGUCAGGUCAGAGAAGUGUUUGGAAAGCCUCCAGUGGGUUUGGGGGCCACGCCCUCUCAUCAUGCCAAGGCAGCUGCCCAGUGAGGCGCAGGGUAUAAAGGUGACGUGGUCAGGAGUGGCUAUUUGAUCUCCAGUUAUUCCAGAAUUUCCACUCUUGUGCCAAGCAUGUCUCUCCAAAUGGCUGCUCUUUGGUGUUCCUUACGCUCCCCGUGAAGUUCAGCUAAGAUCUUCAUUUUUCAAAGGCGGAGGCCCGGCUCGCCGCAAAACGCGCAGCACGUGCGGAGGCUCGAGAGAUCCGCAUGAAGGAGCUGGAGCGGCAGCAGAAGGAGAUCUAUCAGGUCCAAAAGAAAUAUUAUGGGCUGGAUACAAAAUGGGGUGACAUCGAACAGUGGAUGGAAGACAGUGAGCGCUACUCUCGUAGAUCCAGAAGAAGCACCUCGGCUUCUGAUGAAGACGAGCGCAUGUCAGUGGGUAGUCGUGGAAGCCUGAGGUCGCAGCCUGACUUGGAGUAUGGGGGUCCCUACGCCUGGACAAAUGGUUAUGAUGGAGAGUUCUAUGGAUCACAGUCCCUGAAUAGAAGAUCUGGCAGGAAUUCCAGCUACAGCGGUGACAGCAGAUUCUCCACAUUGUCGUCAUCCAGGGAGGGGAAGCUGGGACUCUCCAGCUCCAACCUUGGCCUUCCCGGUGGUGGCCCGGCUCACACGCCCCUGUCUGCCACAAAUGGAAACUGGCCCUCCUGUCUGUACAGAGCUGCCCGGCCUUCUGGGAGUCACUGGGCGUCUGUGUUGGAUGAAGGCAGCCUCGGUGGGGCUCGACGGGGCAGCGCCUGCGGCUCCCGUGCUCCCUCGGAGUACAGCGGCCACCUCAACUCCAGCUCCCGCGCCUCCUCCAGGGCCAGCUCGGCCCGGGCCAGCCCUGUGGUAGAAGAGAGACCAGAAAAAGAUUUUACUGAGAAGGGGUCUCGUAACAUGCCAGGCCUGUCUGCAGCCACGCUGGCCUCUCUGGGUGGGACUUCCUCUCGGAGAGGCAGCGGAGACACCUCCAUCUCCAUCGACACCGAGGCAUCCAUCAGGGAAAUCAAGGAACUCAAUGAGUUAAAGGACCAGAUUCAGGAUGUAGAAGGCAAAUACAUGCAGGGAUUGAAAGAAAUGAAGGACUCUCUAGCAGAAGUUGAAGAGAAAUAUAAGAAGGCCAUGGUUUCCAACGCUCAGCUAGACAAUGAAAAGACAAACUUCAUGUACCAGGUCGAUACCCUAAAAGAUAUGUUGCUGGAGCUUGAAGAACAGCUGGCUGAAUCUAGGCGGCAGUACGAAGAGAAAAGCAAAGACUUUGAAAGGGAAAAACACGCCCAUAGUAUACUGCAGUUUCAGUUUGCCGAAGUCAAGGAGGCCCUGAAGCAAAGAGAGGAAAUGCUUGAGGAAAUCCGACAGCUACAGCAGAAACAGGCGAGUUCUAUCAGGGAGAUUUCUGAUCUUCAGGAAACAAUAGAGUGGAAAGACAAAAAGUUAGGGGCAUUAGAGAGGCAGAAAGAGUUCUUUGAUUCCAUAAGGAGUGAACGGGAUGAUCUUAGAGAAGAAGUAGUCAUGCUCAAAGAGGAAUUAAAGAAACAUGGAAUAAUCCUAAAUUCAGAAAUAGCUACCAAUGGAGAGACUUCCGACACUCUUAAUAAUGUUGGAUACCAAGGUCCCACCAGGUUGACAAAAGAAGAGUUAAAUGCCCUCAAGUUGACAGGGGAUGGGACUCUAGGCAGAGCCAGUGAAGUGGAGGUGAAAAAUGAAAUCGUGGCGAAUGUGGGGAAAAGAGAAAUCUUGCACAGUACUGAGAAAGAACAACACACAGAGGACACAGUGAAGGACUGUGUGGACAUAGAGGUAUUCCAUGCUGCUGAGAAUACCAAGGACCAGAAAUCCUCUGAAGACACUGCCCCAUUCCUAGGAAGCUUAGCAGGUGCUACCUAUGAGAAACAGGUUCAAAGCCAAAUUCUAGGGAGCACAUCUCUCCCUGAAAACACAGCACAGGCUGAGUCAAAUGAGGUCAUGAGUGCACCAGAUGACAGAACCAGAACUCCCCUUGAGCCACCCAACUGUUGGAGUGACUUAGCUGCUGGCAGUCAUGCAGAGAAUGUGGGAGAGGCAGCGGUAACUCAGGUUGGAGAGCAGGCAGGCACAGUGGCCUCAUGUCCUUCAGGGCGUAGUGAUGACACCGUUUAUCAUGAUGAAAAAUGUGUGGUAGAGGUCCCCCAAGAGUUAGAGGCAAGCACAGGGAAUAGUCUAGAGAAAGAACUCACCAACCAGGAAGCAGCUGAGCCCACGGAGGUCCCAAUUCAGAGCACAGAAGAAGAGGGUGAAGGGACAGGAUUAAGGGAUGAGAAACCAACCAAGACAGAGGUUCCUGGUUCUCUAGCAGGAACCAAGAGCAAUGGUCAGGAAGCAACAGGCCCAAGUACAGUAGAUAUUCAAAGUGAACCCUUAGAUAUGAAAGACCCUGGUGAAGAAAAGAAUGACCAACAGGGAGAGGCAUUGGACUCACCGCAGAAGAAGACAAAGAGCAAGAAAAAGAAAAACAAGAAGAAAAAAUCCCCAGUACCCGUAGAAACCCUUAAAGAUGCUAAAAAAGAGUUAACUUACCAGAACACAGAUUUAAGUGAAAUGAAGGAAGAAGAGCAGGUAAAAUCUUCUGACAGAAAGUCAGUAGUGGAAGCCCAAAACGAGGUGACCGAAAAUCCAAAACAGAAAAUUGUAGCAGAAAGCAGUGAAAAUGUUGAUUGUCUGGAGAAUCCUGAAAUGAAGUUGGAUGGGAAACUUGACCAAGAAGGUGAUGAUGUAAAAACAGCAGCCGGGGAGGUACCAGCUGAUGGAGACACGUUAGAUUUUGAGGAUGGCACAGUCCAAUCAUCAGGCACGAGGGCUAGUGGUGAAGAAUUAGAUGAAGGUGUUGCAAAAGGUAAUGCUGAAAUAGAUGGUGCCACUCAGAGCAGCCUUGUAGAACCAGAAAGCAAAGACGCAGAUCGCUGCACCGGGCCCGAAAAUGAAAGUCCCUCACAGGACAUUAGGGAGGCCUGUGAAGCAGAAAGUACAGAGAGGUAUGUGAGGCCAGAACAUCCAAGUCAGACCGUCAGGAAAGCUUUAGACAGCAAUAGUCUAGACAACGAUGACUUGUCGGCACCAGGAGGAGAGCUGGGGGACUUCAACCCAGAAAGCAGAGAAGAUACCACAGGAGGAAACGAGAAGGGCAAAAGCAAAGAAGACUGUACCAUGUCCUGAGCUGAGGCAGGUGGCAGGCGUGGUGCACAGGAAGUCUGAUUGUGAGGGGCUCUUUUAUCUCCACGGGCAAUGUAAGUAGAAUGUUCUAAAUUCAUAGAGAUGCACUGUAUGACAAUCACCAGGUGAUUUACAGACUGUUACUUGUAGAUUUCCAUGUAAUCAUUGAGGUUAUCACCAUAUUAGAAAGAUACAUCUGUUAUCUGUGUGCAUUCUAAUUGAGAGCAUUCCAGUAGUAUUAAGUAAUAAUGUCUACUGUUUAUAGUCCAGAUAAUAAAAAUAGAGGCAUUUCACAUUUGCCUUAAGCUCUGAUAGGGAUGUGGAUAUUCUUGACCAAGUAUAUCAGCAUCUAAUUGAAAUGACCAAAUAGCAUUCUUAGACUUCUGUAUUAUGAAUAUAAUCGAUAUUUAAAUUAAUGUCUUAUUCACAUAUGUGUACUUUCAUAUUUGAUUUUAAAAUGUGCAUGACAACCUGUAUGGUAUUUUAUUUAAAGGAGAUAAACAGCCAAAUAGCAAAUAGGUCACUGAAUAAUAAGACUUGCACCUUAGAGCAAUAAUAAUUUUAAGGAUAACAAGUAAAUGUCUGAAAGCACUAGGGGGUUAUUUGCCUUUACCGCAUAUAAGUCUUUCAUCUUGAACCGAUGCUUUUGGAUCUCAUUAUUGAUGCUACCUGAAUUUACCUUGUAGGAGAUUUUACCUUCACUUUAUGCUGAUGACAUAUCAAAUUCAUUUUCAUGAAGAUUUCUUUUUAAGAUUUUUCCGGAAGUGAAAUAUGUCAAAAUUACAUUUCCUAUCCCCGUAUUUGAGCAGGGACAGUCAUUUUUAAAAUGUUUUCAGCUGGGCAUGGUGGCUCAUGCCUGUAAUCCCAGCACUUUGGGAGGCCGAGGCAGGUGGAUCGCCUGAGGUCAGGAGUUCGAGACCAGCCUGGGCAAUGUGGUGAAACCCUGUCUCUACUAAAAA
Sapajus apella (tufted capuchin) is the source of this 4528-nucleotide messenger RNA. It is a transcript of the gene LRRFIP1, whose product is annotated as LRR binding FLII interacting protein 1. The record is from RefSeq and is a predicted model, not a curated record. The transcript has 22 exons. Gene Ontology annotation, molecular function: DNA-binding transcription factor activity, RNA polymerase II-specific; RNA polymerase II cis-regulatory region sequence-specific DNA binding. Gene Ontology annotation, biological process: regulation of transcription by RNA polymerase II. NCBI's taxonomy places the organism in Eukaryota, Metazoa, Chordata, Mammalia, Primates, Cebidae. The coding region runs from base 609 to 3572 and encodes 987 amino acids.